UUUACAGGCUUAAAGUAGCAGCGGCACACUGCUUUUCACUGAAAUAUACAAAGAUCUUGACUCUUUUAGAAACUUUGUAGUCUUUGCAAUAGAAGCUGGGGAAUGAUGACAUGCAGCAAUGGAACAAGUGUCUGCACAAGAUUUCUGAUGUGGUUUCUUCUACUGUAUAUGUUUGUAAGGAAGGUGCUACCUGAAGACGACAUUAUAGUUACUACUAAGAAAGGAAAAGUAAGAGGGAUUCACUUGCCUGUACUUGGGGGAACUGUGACGGCCUUUCUGGGAAUUCCUUAUGGCGAGCCACCGCUUGGUAGACUACGAUUCAAAAAACCAGAGCCCCGCAACAAGUGGACAGAGAUUUGGGAUGCCACAAAACAUGCAAACUCUUGUUAUCAGAAUAUAGAUAAAACUUUCCCUGGAUUCCCUGGGUCAGAGAUGUGGAAUCCAAACACAAACCUUAGUGAAGACUGCUUAUACCUCAAUGUAUGGGUUCCUUCUCCAAAACCCAAAAAUGCAACUGUCAUGGUAUGGAUUUAUGGGGGUGGAUUUCAAUCAGGGACAUCCUCUUUACCUGUCUAUGAUGGUAAAUUUCUGGCACGUGUUGAAAGAGUCAUUGUAGUUUCAGUGAACUACAGAACAGGGGCACUAGGAUUCUUGGCUUUACCAGGAAACCAGGAAGCUCCAGGAAAUGCAGGUUUAUUUGAUCAAAGGUUAGCACUUAAGUGGGUCCAGGAGAACAUAGCUGUCUUUGGUGGCAAUUCUAAAAGUGUCACUUUAUUUGGAGAGAGUGCCGGGGCUGCUUCUGUUAGCUACCAUAUUCUUUCUUCUGAAAGCCAUCCUCUUUUCACAAGAGCCAUCAUGCAAAGUGGCUCUGCUAAUGCCCCCUGGGCCACACUAACACAUUCUGAGGCAAGGAAGAGAACUUUGACCUUAGCUAAACUACUCAGCUGCUCGGGUAGCAAUGAUACAGACAUAAUUCUCUGUCUUCAAAACAAGGAUCCCCAGGAUAUCCUCGAGAAUGAAAUUUCUGUUCUAACACACAACUCUCUUCUAAAAAUAUAUUUCUGUCCCAUAGUUGAUGGUGAUUUUCUCACUGAAAUGCCACAAACAUUGAUCCAGCAUGGGCUCUUUAAACAAACCCAACUCUUAGUGGGAGUUAACAAAGAUGAAGGGACAGCUUUUCUAGUGUAUGGGGCACCUGGUUUCAGCAAAGAUAAUGAUAGCCAGAUCAAUAAAACAGAAUUUCAAGUAGGUUUAAGUGAGUCCUUUCCAGAAGCAAGUGAACUUGGGGUGGAAUCAAUCAUUUUUCACUACACAGACUGGGAAGAUGAGCAGAACCCUGACAAUUAUCGUGAUGCUAUGGAUGACAUUAUUGGGGAUUACAAUAUCAUAUGUCCUGUAAUGGAGUUCACAAAUUUUUUUGCUCAACUAGGAAAUAAUGUAUUCUUCUACUUCUUUGAACAUCGGUCCUCAAAACUUGCUUGGCCAGAAUGGAUGGGAGUAAUGCAUGGUUAUGAGAUUGAGUUUGUAUUUGGAUUACCUCUAGAGAGAAGAGUUAAUUACACCAAAGCUGAACAAAUCUUGAGUAGAUCCAUGUUGAGAUACUGGGCAAGUUUUGCGAAAACAGGAACUCCAAAUGGGACUCAGAUCAAUGGAACCAGAUGGCCAAUCUUCACUACAGCUGAACAAAAAUACUUAACAUUAAACACUGAAGCUUCAAAGAUAUAUACAAAAUUACGUGCCCACCAGUGUCGAUUCUGGAAUGUAUUUUUUCCCAAAGUCCUGGAGAUGACAGGAAAUAUUGAUGAAGCAGAACGAGAAUGGAAAGCUGGAUUCCAUCGCUGGAACAAUUACAUGAUGGACUGGAAAAAUCAAUUUAAUGAUUACACUAGCAAGAAGGAAAGCUGUGCAGGUCUCUAAUUAAUAGAUUUACCCUUUUGAGAAUGUCCAUAUUACCAUUGAUCAAGGUAAACAUACCAGUAACUAUCUAACGUGUUUAGCAAUAAAGCAUAUUAUGUAAAUUAAACAAAAUGUCAUGAAUAUAAUAUUGAUUCCCCAGAUCUUUUAGUUUAUAGUCUAUCUUGUAUCUCAAUAAACAAUAUAAGGCACUCAUACCCUUUUAAAGCUUCAGAGUAUGUCAAAUAGGACUAUAGAGAUUAAAGUAUGAAGAUUAAUGAUGUACAUGUUAUCAUAAACACUAGCAGCUU
This is a messenger RNA of Chelonoidis abingdonii (Abingdon island giant tortoise), 2204 nucleotides long. RefSeq names its product butyrylcholinesterase (gene BCHE). The record is from RefSeq and is a predicted model, not a curated record. Gene Ontology annotation, molecular function: acetylcholinesterase activity. Gene Ontology annotation, cellular component: plasma membrane. Gene Ontology annotation, biological process: choline metabolic process; acetylcholine catabolic process. NCBI's taxonomy places the organism in Eukaryota, Metazoa, Chordata, Testudines, Testudinidae.